Acanthaster planci (crown-of-thorns starfish) is the source of this 7709-nucleotide messenger RNA. RefSeq names its product transmembrane and coiled-coil domains protein 2-like. Gene Ontology annotation, cellular component: endomembrane system. NCBI's taxonomy places the organism in Eukaryota, Metazoa, Echinodermata, Asteroidea, Valvatida, Acanthasteridae. The record is from RefSeq and is a predicted model, not a curated record.
GCAAACGCUGAACUGGGUCAAAUCACAGGUCUGCAGGUUGUUGGGUAUGGUGGCGUCACUGUGUGUGUGUACAUGUACAUGUACGUAUACACACGACGUGUAGUACAUGUACAGUACAUGCACAUGUACAUGUAUGUACGUGUACAUGUACACUGUACAUGUACAUGUACGUACGUAGUACAACUCUCGAAAUCAUAAUUCUUUGGCCUGGCGACCGAGCGGAGUGUUAUCUGCUGUCUUUUGGAUGGGGUCAAAAGUCAAGUAUUACUUGAGAUAAUAGUGUCAAUGAAGUGUCAAUUACCUGAAUGGAGCAGCUCUCGACAGCCAAGAACUUGCAGCAUACCAUCCAAGUUUAACUUCAAUUUGUGAUGUAUGUUGGCCACGGAAAGGCCCAACGUUAAGAUCAGUCGUAAGAAUGGCGCACAAGAUGGUCGGCAAACGGCUGAGUGACAUUGUAGACAACCGCCACCUGCACACGAAGGAACAUGAAGAUCAACGAAGGAGGAACGACGGGGGUCGUACUAAUAGUACACUUGACAUUGAUCCCACUCAUCGACGCGCUCGCAGCGCAGAGGACCUGUCCCCAAACUCCAUCACCAGUGCACGGGUCGAUCCUUCGACACCGCCAGUCAGCAAGCAUUCAUUUGGCUUGAAGGGUCUAUUCCAUCGCAAGAAGGACAAUGAUGCGGCGCCUCCUAUCAUAGAAAUCUCGCACAGCUCGGAACGUGACGCACAUCCAGUCUCCUAUGCCCAGAACAUCCACAAUCUGCCGGUCCGGCCCAGCGCUUUUAAUCGCGUCCUUCAGCAGAUCCGAUCCCAACCAGCAAUGCUGCGAUCAUCGGAAACCAAAGUCCCCUCCGUCAGCAAGCUUACGACUUUGAGGACACGGUCCGAUGGCAGUGAUAAUGACAAGGAUGAGGCGGGCCGAGGCUCCAGGAAGGGGUCCAGUCUCCCCCGGGAUAGUGAGAUGAGGGCUCGAGCCGAGUCAGCCCGAAUAGCCACCAGGGAAGACCACAUUGACUUUCUCUCGCACACCCAGGCAGACAGCACGGUGUGCGGAACGCCAAGCUAUGGGUCGGACAUGGAGCAGCAGGACGAGACAGACAGUGUCACGUCCCCGGAUCCUCAGCGGACCAAAUUCCUCAUCGAGCAGACUCUGGCCAAGAUUGACAGGACCAAAGAGGCUAUGAAGGCGGAACAAAAUGCAAAAGAUGAAAAUGUGUCAGAAUACCUGAAGUUGUCGGCGCAGGCUGACAAGAUCCAGCUCCAGCGUAUCAAGACAGUCUUUGAGAAGAAGAACCAGAAAUCCAACGCCACCAUCGCCCACCUCCAGAAGAAGCUGGAGAACUAUCACAAGAAGCUGAUUGAGCUGGAAACCAAUGGGGCGGUGGGACCUCGGAAGCCCAAGGAGGUGUUCCACGGGAUGCAGCAGGGACUCAGGGGUGUAAGAGACAACAUAAAGGAAGGCAUUACAGGGUUUUCAGGGGGUGUGGCUGACCGCAUUGGCGGUGGAAUUUCUGGACUCACCGAGCUCACACAAAGUGCUGCUAGCGUGGUCGUCUCCAAGCCCAAGGAAAUUGCUCAUAAAUUCAAGAAUAAGUUUGGGAGUGCCGACAACAUUGAUAACACAGAUGAAGAGGAAGAGGUCGACCAACCCCACAAGACAGGGAGAAGCAGCUGGUUUGCUCCCACGCCGGCAAUGGCGCCCAAGUCCAACAGUGAAGGGGAGGAGUCAUCGAGUAUGGAGAUGACGGAGAAUGGCCACCUGAUGCGGGAGGAGUUAGAGGAGCAUCCCUUGGUGGGCCGCAUGACGAUACUCCAGGACAGGAUCUCAGAGCUGGCCGCAUCGGAGGCGCUGCUGCAGAUGAAGUUAGAGGAGGUGAAGGAGCAAACACGAGAGCAGUACCAGUUCUUCAACCAGGCCCUGGCGGACGAGCGGUACCAGGCGGAACGGCUGGAGGAGCAACUAGCUGACCUAACAGACCUGCACAACCAUGCACUGACCAACAUGCAGCAGGAGCUGAGCAGCAUGGAGGAGAGGCUGGAGUACCGGUCAGCUGAGCGGGAACGGGAUGUACUGGACAAUGUGGACCAGUGCCAGACCAGGAUAUCAAAGAUUGAACUGGCUCAGCAGCACCAGCAGGUCAUUACGCUGGAGGGCUAUGAGAAUGCCAAUGCGAGGGCGCUCUUGUCCAAACUCAUCAACGUUGUGCUGUCCGUCCUGGCCGUGCUACUUCUCAUCAUUUCAACUGUCACGAACGCAGUGUCACCCUUUGUCGCCACAAGGGGUCGUCUUUUAACGACCGUGAUGUUCUCGUUCCUGUUCUUCUGCAUCUGGCAACGGCGUGAGGUCAUUGAGGAUCUGACACAGCACAUUGUGGAGAACUACAAACACUUAUUCUACAUCAACAGCAGAACGUGACCCCCAGUCUCUCACUUGGUCUCGUCAUUGCUCUCCGUCCUCUGGCUCCAGCAGGAGCUGUUCUCUCCUCGCCCCGAAUUCAUUGCCCAUAAGGGAGGGGUUGGGGGAGGGUAGCAAAUGUAGGAACGUGCAGAAAAAAUAAGUCGCCAUUUGGACGCAACUGCGAACGUGCACAUGCUGACAUGGGCAGAAUUAUGACUGAACUGUGUGUGGUUGGACGCCAAUCGUGCUAACUGGUACGCUUCACCUGGUAACUGCGACCAAUACUCGGGUGCAUGCCGGAAUGAUGACUGGUGCUGCAUAUUGUUGCUGAGAACAAUGAUGCUCACGUAACCUGUAGCCAUUGUCAACUUGAUCAACUUGGAAGCUGUUUGUCAACAACUGUGUCCUUUGAAAUUGAUGAUAUUUGCCAAAGAAUUUGAAAUAGCACUUUUUUGCUGAUAUUUAUAAAUGUUGUAUGUGUCAGUUUUUUUGGGGACUGAAAACUAAAGCAACAGUAGGUUUUGUUUCCGUGGACCUUUGUUUGGUCUUUACUUAGAAAGACAAAGUACUACAACAAUUUUUAUUUGGCAUAUCUUCAUGCGCAACUUGGUGUUUUAAGAAAGUUCUAACUACGAUUGCUUGGGCUAAGGGGUAGCUGCCAAACUUGGAAUUUGGCAUUUGGUGAAAUUGUGGCAGCCCAAGUCAUUGAGGACAUGAUCAAUAACAGGAGCUAGGAUCCUGUGUAAAUUUGUAAAUCUGUGAAUCCAAGAAUUGUAUGAAUCUGAGGGUGCAGAAAAGUUGCCCCCUUUUUAGCCAGGAGACUGUUAAUCAGUUUACAGGUGUUCAGAAGGACAAGCUGUUGACUGACCACCCUGGCCCCCAAAACCAUCUUCAUGUCACACUUCAACCUUUGACCCAAUGCAUUGACCUCUGACAUAUUCAGAAUCACCAGAGGAACUUAAAGAAUUCUAUCAGGCACAAUUGAACCUCCAAAAGGCAACCCAACUGACUCACCGCGGUUUUUGAGUUUGAACGUCAUGCCUGGAAUUUUUCUGUGGAGAAUAUUGAUCAUCUUGGCCCCCCGUGCAUUCAAAGCUAAUCCAAUGUGAUGCUUUUUUUCUGGCUGUUUGGUUGUGGAAUAACUGGAUGCAGCAACAGUAAGACAAUAUGCCUACAUAGCCAUAGCCUAGGAAGAAUUGACAGGGCUAUAUAUGCCUCACUCACUGCCUGUCAGUAGUGUAUAACUUACAAGGAUGUUAUUGCCAAGAUUUCAGGAGGCACAAUAUAUGUACGUCUGGUCACCAACUUACCACAGUCACCUUCUGUUACAUAAAAGAGGCUGGUACAAUGCCAUUUUUUUUAAAAGUCUUGUUUCUCCCAAAAACUUCAAAAUAGGAGCCUUCCAGGACAGCACUUCCAAAUCCAAGAGGCUGAUCACAAUCAGAGGACAAAGGCGAGAUCAAAGUCUUAAAUAGUUUUUGCUCUGAUUGGCUGAAACACCUCAAGUAUUCUUCUGUUGCAGUUGCUCAGUGUAUCUAUGGCAACCCGGGAGCCGAAAUCUCAUUGAUCAAUGAGUGUGUGGGCAUGAGUCUGAGUCUGAGACCAGUGUCAUUUGCAGUAUUCUGUAUAUACCAAAAGUAUGUGGCUUUAAAUACAUACAGACUUGUCUUUUGUUUGCAAUUGUCGGCAAUUUUUUUGCAUUUUAUCGCUCACACUACAAAUUUACCCAUCUUGUAUAAGCACAGACACCUCAAACUGGCGUAUCUCAUGCACCUCCCUUAGGUGUACAUGUGCAUCAACACCAUCAUACACCACUUCAUGGUUUGUGGGAUUCUGUUUGACUAGCUGUCAGGCAUUGAUGGGUACAAGGUCCCGCAGUGGAAGAUGGUUAAAAUCCUUGAAAAAGUAGGAAAUUUGUUGUCAGUACCAGGGAGGCAAUGACCAUUCAUGUAUUUGAUUAAUUAAUAGUUGUGCAAGUUACUGGGUUAUUUUCUGAUUAUUCAAAACCCAAUGAGAGAAAUUGAAGGCAUGUUUUCCUCUAGCAAGAGAGCAUGUGUGAUUAGUAAGACACCUAAAAAAUCUGAGGUUCAAACUCCUCAUUCCAAAGGUGAAUCAAGAAUUGACUGGAGGUGGGUAUUUGAACCUAAGGGCCUCUGGUGCCGGACCAAGUGAGCUAUCCAACUCUGUGUUGAUGGUUCCUCCCGAUCUGUCAGUACCUUUGGUCACAGGUGCUAGUCAGAAGUUACUGAAGAAUCGCUGCUGAAUCGACAAUGCCAUGAAAAUCCCUUCUGGUUGGGAUUUUCAGGUUGGCGUAGGCUAAGGAGUUUGAAAGUGGCAAUUUCGGCAAACUCACAUUUUGUUAUUCAUAGAUGCUGCUGUGUGUAUUUACUGACGGAGCCCACCUGUUGCAGUUGGAAGAUUGUUAUUGUCUGCAUGAAAAAGAGCAAUAUCUAUUUCUGCAAGGAGAUGACAUUGUGCAAUUAUUUUUAUAUACUAGCAUUUGAAAUAAGUGGUUAUCUCUUAGCUAAGGCUGUUGUCGCAACAGACUGGCACCUGCAUUAUGUGGCUCACUCGAACAGUUGUUUCCCCACAGGUUGUUGUGGACAAAGACAAAGAUGGCCGCAUUGUUUGAUGUCCUAAUUUAGGUGUGUUUGCCAACUUAGUUGUGUAUUUGCAUAAGAUACUUUAUGUAUAACAGUUUCAAAAACAGCUACUGAAAAUUUGUAUAUUGGCAAAAUUGUAUAUAAAUACUGUAGAUGCACUUUGAUAAUAUGCAUAUAAUGUACUGAACUAUAUUGUUUUCUAAAUGCCAAACUGGUAAACUGGAGUGUAUAAACCGUGCAUAAAAUGUAUAUUGGUUUGAUAAGUUCAAAGAUGGGAAAAGUUUAACUUGUUUCCAGGAAUAUAAUAUAUACAGCAACAUCCUGAGGCUGUGCUGUGUUGGAUAGCUAUGGCUGCGACUGUUAUUGCUAGCCAUAUAUAACCAGUUGAUGUACAGUUGAACCUGUCUGGCUCAGUGUCAAACUUUCAGUUAGGAUGCAUACCCCUGUGUAUUUACAAUUUGCCGUAGAGGUGUAUCAUUGCUACCUUUGACCCUUGUUACCAUUCCCACAUGGUCUGUUGGCACGCUCCACUGAGUUUUUCAAAGAGCUUUGUACAUGUACACAAAGUCGUGUCACUUGUCUGCAAGGAUGUCUGACACGAUUACAGCAGACCUUUCUACUUUGAUGGUGUUGUGGUUGAACGCCAGAUCUGGUGGCGUUAUUUGGAGGUUAUUGUGUACAUGUAAAUGUACAUUGGGCUAGGUGCCGUUUUGUAUUGUAGUCAAAUGCAGGAAUAGACCUGGUGUGCAGUCAUGGACCCCCAAAUGCUUUGUGCGACUCUGACUCAGAAACUGGUUCCAAAUUACCAGAGUGAUAACCUGUAACUUUACAAAGUACUCAGUAUAAAGAGAAAAAAGAACGGCUUUCAAAGGUUUGUGGAGAGUCAAAAAAACGGGCCACGUGGAAUGCUGAAACAGGUUUUUGCAUUUACUUUACAAUAAUGGAGUGUAGGCACCAGUUUGCAAAAUAUGUAAACUCUAUAUGUAAAGAGUUUAGAAGUGGUCAUAUUAGGAUGGAGGUACAUUUAUCUUUAAAAGUCACUGGUUUACCCCACAAAAUUGAAAAGAAAAAAAUGCGAAAAUAAGGUUCAGUUAUGGACUUGGGCAUUUGUCCUGAGUACCCGAGAAACGGCUAUAUUUUUUUUAGUGAUUUUUAAAAUGGGGGUACUUGUAUGGAAGCUUAUAAACUAAUGUACAUUCUUUCAGUCUACCUUACGUAAAAAUUGAUAGCACCGGUUGCCCGUUUAACAUGAAUGAGAAACGACAGCAGCGGCUAUAGUCAACGGCCUUCAUGCGUUCCAUGCAUUCUCGCCAACCAUAGCCACAGCUCCUAGGCUGUGCAGUGUUGUAAUGAGUCACUAAAUUUGGUGUCUCCAGUUGAGUCAUUUUAACAUUGUGACUCCAGUCGAGUCAUUAUGUCAGGAAGUCAAGUCGAGUUACUUUGUGAAGUUGAGUCGAGUACUGAGCCCGAGUCAAUUUAAGUCACAAAUUUUUGAACACAAUAACAACACAACUAUAUGUAUGUAAGUCAUUUUGGGGUAUUUUUAUUUUCAUUUAGACAUACUGAAAAUGAAUUAGGGUGAGAGGUACAUGUACAUCUAGCCAACUAAAAUUUUGUUUUCAAUUUUUUGAGACUCAAGUCUUAUAAGCUGGAACUCAACUCGAGUCUCCAUGAGACACUUGAGACAAGUCAUUUACCUGUUGGACUUAAGUCGGAUCACCAAAGAUUGUUACUCCAGUCAAGCCAUUGACUCGAGUCAUUGCAACUCUGCUCAUAGGACCUGGCCAUGCUUGAGAUGAAUGGCUAGGCUUCCGUAGAUUCCCUUGUUAUUUGCAGUCAUCGCCAAGAUUUUCAGAUGCUGCCAUUUGUGGACAAGUAUUACAUAGCCCCUUGUUACGAAGAGGUUGAUUUGUUUUCCCCCUUAUUUUUGAUACUUUACUCUAUUCAUAUGGUUCAUAGUUCAACAUUUUCAGUUGUUAAUUUUUUUACUGUAUCUGUUGUAACAUUUCAGAGCUUUUUAAAAAUGCAUUUGACAUUAUUAUAAAAUAUUUGAGCGUUUGAAAUAUGUACUCAAGUAUGUGACGUACAGUGAAAAUUUUCAGCGGAAAAAAUAUAAUUUUGUCCAAAUCAAGGUGCACAAAGUCAUUAUGAACUGAAAGUAAUAUUGUAUUGAUUUGGGUCUGGGAGAUGUUAAUUUUUUUUACAUUAAGGUUUUCUGUGUAACAGCAACUAAAAACUUGCCUGUGGAUUUUCUGUUCCAAGGCACGUCUACUGGGUAAAUUUGCUGUAUCAAGUUUUAUUCUUACUAUCCCAAAAGGGGCUUUGUGAAAUAUACCAAGGCAACAGAUGCAUGCAUACAUGACCGUGAUAGGUAUUUUGGGCAAUCCUUUUGUUUAGAACCCUGCUGUUAUUGUAACCUACGGGGUUCAAAUGGUUGGCGAGAAUUUCACAUCUUCGAUUAACAGGAAAUUCUCAAUCCUGUAGUUAUGCAAUAGGAAGACUUAUACGUGACCUUAAUGUAAGGAUUGCCCAUUUUGCAUGCUAAAUUAUGCACUCGAAAACUGAUCAUUUUGCUCUUACUGUCGAUUGCAAAUGCCGACAUUUUGCAACAUGACGCUAAACGUGUGGAUGUAAAUAUAGAAAUCUAUCUUUAUUUACCGUGUACAGAUCAUUAACAACACCUUGUAAGCAUGUGUUGCUUA